AUGUUCGAGCCUGGCGCCCGCCACUCCUUUUCCUUGGCCUUAGGACGUAACAUUGCCAAUCCGACUGCCAUUCUUCUUGCCACGGCUCAUCUUCUACGGCAUAUCAAUCUUCCAGAACACGCUAACAAGCUUGAAACUGCUCUGCUCUCGGUAAUCCAAACUGGACGAAUACUCACGGAGGACGUAGGUGGCCGAUCAACGACAACAGACUUUGUUAAUGCUGUUUCUGAGGUCCUACAGCCUUAA
This is a messenger RNA of Protopolystoma xenopodis, 246 nucleotides long. Lineage: Eukaryota; Metazoa; Platyhelminthes; Monogenea; Polystomatidea; Polystomatidae. The record is from the annotation of a GenBank genome assembly.